This is a messenger RNA of Blepharisma stoltei, 882 nucleotides long. The record is from the annotation of a GenBank genome assembly. NCBI's taxonomy places the organism in Eukaryota, Ciliophora, Heterotrichea, Heterotrichida, Blepharismidae.
AUGGAGGAAGACAAGAACAAGACGGCAAAAACUUUACCAGCACAGCUGAACAGCAUAAUGAUAGCAAAUGCGCUGGACUCCCCAGCUGCCCACACUUCUUUUGGAAAAUUGCCCUUAGCAGAUGAAAAAUCAGCCCCAGUUUUCAGCUUUGGGACUAGCACUCGUGAUCAGUUACAGAAAGUUUUUUACUCAGAAGAGCUCAAUGCUCAGCCUUGUAAAGCUGGACCAGGCCCAAAAUAUGAAGUCCAAGACAACAUCAAUUUUAAGACAUUGCCUGAUUUUUCUUUUGGAAAAGACAAAAGAGUUACGUUAGGGAAGCCUCAGCAUUAUUACCAUUAUGAUAUACAAGAUACGUUUACUGACCCAAUUAAGGCGAAAAUUUAUACUAAACCUAAUAAUGGAAACACAAAAUUCGGGACCGAAUCCAGGAUGCCGCCUCCAGAAAUUCAAGGGACGCCUGGACCUCAAUAUUAUCCGCCUAUUAAACCAGAGGUAAAAUCUGCUCCGAAAUAUACGUUAGGGGCAAGAAGGACAAAUCCUAGCGGAUCUGUGCUAGAAAAUCAGAUAUCAACGCCAGGAGUUGUAGGGCCAGGAAGAUAUGCCCCUGAAAGUGCAGCUUAUACAAGUGUACAUAAAGACCCACCUACAUGGACGUUUGGAAAUUCAGAUAAAAUAGGGAAAACUGCAAAAUCUGUUACUAGGCAUCAGACAUAUGAUACUCAUAGUCAAUCUUGUGGGCCACAAAUUUCGUCUAAAAAGAAAAGCGCUCCCAACCCGAAAAUUGGGACUUCUACGAGAGAUCAAGUAGCGAAGCUUGGGACGUUUAAAGAUAUGAUGGCUACUCAGCCUAUGAGAGUGCAACUUCCUCACCCAACAUUUUAA